Alligator sinensis (Chinese alligator) is the source of this 792-nucleotide messenger RNA. Its product is annotated as nucleoplasmin-like. Gene Ontology annotation, molecular function: histone binding; chromatin binding; RNA binding. Gene Ontology annotation, biological process: chromatin remodeling. Lineage: Eukaryota; Metazoa; Chordata; Crocodylia; Alligatoridae. The transcript has 7 exons. Gene Ontology annotation, cellular component: cytoplasm; nucleoplasm; nucleolus. The record is from RefSeq and is a predicted model, not a curated record. Bases 115 to 642 code for a protein of 175 amino acids.
UCAGGCAUCCAUAAAGUGGCUGGUAGUGCCACUCUGUGUUGUAGGGGAAGAAUUUCACUGGUUGGGACUGGUGGGUGAGCUGUAACUCCCCGUAGGCUGCCGCUACAGAGCACCAUGAAUUCUCCUCUCCUGCUUCCCAGCUUGCUGUCUGAUGAGGAAAAACCUGUGGUUGUCUUGUGGGGGCAAGAACAUCCCCACGUGCUCAGCUGUGUUUCUCUAGGCUGUGAGCUGAAUGCCAGCACCAGGAAAUAUAUCGUGAAGGAAGAGGAUGACUUCUUGGAGCACCUGGUCUCACUGAAAACAAUCUGUCUCGGGGCAGAGGCCAAAGACGAGCUUAACGUGGUGGCUGUAGCAGCAAAAAACACCUAUGGUGACAACACGCCAAUGCCCAUCGCAUCGCUGAAGCUCUCCGUUCUCCCCAUGGCCACUCUGGACGGCUUUGAAUUUACCCCUCCUGUGGAUUUUGUGUUAAAAUCUGGAACGGGGCCAGUCUAUCUCCACGGACAACAUGUCAUUUUGAAAGAUCAUGAAGAAUAUGAGGCACCUUGUGAGGGACUGGAGAAUGAGGAAGAAGAGACAGAAGCAGAGAUGGAAGAGAAGGAGAAGAGUGUAGUGGAAGAAGAGGGGGCAGCAUCCGGCUGAAUCUGUCUAGCCCCGAGCGACAGGGUCUGUGGCCUGCGAGACUAUUACUGGGAAGUUUGGAAACAGCGCUGUGCUGCUCUGAGAUGAUUAAACUCUGCUGUGUGUCGUCCUCCCUUCCUGCAGCCUCUUCAUUUAUCACCAGUGACCUCC